This is a messenger RNA of Lates calcarifer (barramundi perch), 6597 nucleotides long. Its product is annotated as synaptic vesicle glycoprotein 2B-like. The record is from RefSeq and is a predicted model, not a curated record. Gene Ontology annotation, cellular component: membrane. Gene Ontology annotation, molecular function: transmembrane transporter activity. NCBI's taxonomy places the organism in Eukaryota, Metazoa, Chordata, Actinopteri, Centropomidae. Gene Ontology annotation, biological process: chemical synaptic transmission; transmembrane transport.
AGAGAGAGAGGCAGCACUAUCCUCUCCUGCUCUAAUACCUUAGUCCUGUCUCUGUGUGUUGAUGCUCUUCACAUAUACAGUCUGACAUUUAAAGGCUAUGAAUGAAUUUCAAGAGAUAUUUGUUGUAAAGUCAGGACACCAGCGAUUGGAUGUCAACUUCAAUUUGACUCUGUUCUGAAACAAAAACCGAGGGCACUUCUGUAUCAACCCCGACCUCUGGGAUAAAAAUAGCGGCUGACAACGUUAUGAAAACAACCACCAUCCUACUGUUUCUGAAGCUGCACAAGAACCACCUCUGGCUCCUGGGACAGAGAAGUAAAGUCAGCAUUUUCACUGUAAUUGGAGUGACAGUUGAAGACAAGAUUUGACUGGACUGUAGAGUCACCACCAGCACCACAACAACUAAAACUAGAAACUGAGACAGACACACAGUGCUAGAUGUUCCAUCUUGAGCUAAUUUAUGUUAUGAAUACCUGCUCUUACCUAGCAAAAUUUCAAUUGAAGAAUUGAAAUUCAAACUGCAGGUUUAUCUCUCAAUACCAGACUAGACAUAACUAACGAGUCAAACACAAGAACUGUUGUAAAAUCAGGUUUUAACAUAGCAGACUUAGUAAGCCAAGAUGGCUGACCCCUACCAAAACAACAUGUACCAACAGCAAGGGGGUGACAACUUUGGGACAUACAGAGAAGGUGAUGGUCAUGAUGGAUAUGGUUACCGAGCAGACUACCCUCCCCAGGAAGAGGAUGCAGCAAGUGAUGUGACUGAAGGACACGAUGAAGAGGAUCAGAUGUACGAAGGAGAAUACCAAGGGAUACCACAUCCUGAUGAGGUGAAGGCUGCACAGAGAGCUGCACGGGCAAAAGGUCAAGCAGCCAGAGAUGCAGUCUCUGAACUGGAGGAGUUAUCUGAACAGUAUGAGGACAUAAUGGAAGACUGUGGUCAUGGGAAGUUCCAGUGGACGCUCUUCAUGGUGCUCGGUCUGGCAUUAAUGGCAGAUGGAGUUGAAUGUUAUGUGGUUGCUUUUGUUCUACCAUCUGCAGAAAAGGAUCUGUGUCUGUCCAACGCAGAGAAAGGAAUGUUGGGUCUGAUCGUCUUUGUGAGCAUGAUGGUGGGAGCAUUCCUGUGGGGUGGUCUGGCAGACAAAGUUGGCCGUCGGCGCUGUCUGACUGUGGCAUUAGCUAUAAACUGUGUCUUUGCCUUCCUGUCUUCAUUUGCCCAAAGCUACGGCUUCUUCCUCUUCUUCAGGCUGCUGUCUGGCAUUGGCAUUGGUGGAACAGUGCCGAUCGUGUACUCAUACUUCUCUGAGUUUCUUCAGAUGGACAAGAGAGGAGAGCAUCUGUCCUGGUUGUGUAUGUUCUGGAUGAUUGGUGGUAUCUAUGCUUCAUUCACUGCCUGGGGCAUCAUUCCCAGAUAUGGCUGGGGUUUCAGUAUGGGCACAGAGUUCCAGUUCCACAGCUGGCGGGUAUUUGUCCUGGUUGCGGCUCUUCCUGCCAUCACCUCUCUGGUCGGACUCUCUUUCAUGCCUGAGAGUCCUCGCUUCCUCCUGGAGAAUGCCAAGCAUGAUGAGGCAUGGAUGAUCCUGAAGCAGGUUCAUGACACCAACUGGAGGGCCAAGGGACAGCCAGAAAAAGUCUUUACUGUGACUCACAUUAAGGCUCCUAAAACAGCAGAGGAUGAGUUUAUUGAGAUUCAGAGUGCAACAGGAACAGCUGUACAGCGAUGGGCUGUACGCUCACUAACACUCUGCAGACAGGUGUUGAGGAAUGUAGCGUCGCUCCUGUCUGCAGAGCUGCGCUUUGUUACACUCCUCAUGGCCAUAAUCUGGUUCUGCAUGGCUUUCAGUUACUAUGGUCUGUCUGUUUGGUUCCCUGACAUGAUCAAACACCUUCAGUAUGAGGAGUACAGGUCCAAAGUCAAGCUGUUCCAUAAUGAAAAAGUGGUGAACUUCCAUUUUAAUUUUUCUUUGGAGAACCAGAUCCAUAAAGAAGGGGAAUACAUCAAUGACAAGUUCAUCAGUAUAGAGAUGAAGUCAGUGAAGUUUGAGGACUCACUGUUUGAAGACUGUGACUUUGAGGAUAUCAAGUCUACAGACACAGUGUUUGAGAGCUGCACCAUCCGCUCCACUGUCUUCUAUAACACAGAUCUGUGGGAGGAGAAGUUCAUCAACUGUAAGAUGGAAAACACCACCUUUGAGCACAACAAACAUAGCUGCUACCUGGACACUGUUGAGGAAAAUGACGUUCUUAUUUACCUGGUCAGCUUCCUGGGCAGUCUGGCGGUGUUACCAGGCAACAUCAUCUCAGCCCUCUUCAUGGAGAAGAUCGGCAGGGUCAAGAUCAUAGGUGGCUCCAUGCUCAUCUCAGCAGGCUGUACCUUCUUCCUGUUUCUGAGCUUUAGCCAAUCAGCGAUCAUUGCCCUGCAGUGUCUUUUCUGUGGUGUCAGCGUAGCUGCAUGGAAUGGCAUUGAGGUGGUGACUGUGGAGCUAUACCCUACGUCUAAAAGGGCCACAGCGUUCGGUGUGUUGAACGCUCUGUGUAAGCUAGCAGCUGUCCUCGGCAGCACAGUAUUCACCAGCUUUGUGGGCAUCACCAAAAUCGUCCCCAUCCUGCUGUCCUUCACUGCGCUGAUGUGCGGUGGCCUGUUGGCUCUCAAAUUACCUGACACACAGGAGAAAAUCCUCCAGUGAGGUCACUGGGUGGGGGCAUGGGUGGGGUGGGAGGGUCAGUCUCAAAGUGGCUGCUUAAUGUUUGAAGCAGUUUGAAAUGAUUUUGACUUUGAAAUAACGGAAAUAACUCACGCCUAUUACAUUUAAAAUACCAAGGUCUUAUUUCUUUCUUUCUUUUCAUUUAGUACGGGCUCUACAGAGAGACAGGGGUGGGUCUAUCCACUCAUGAGUUUAGUGUUUUAGUGGCAGGCUACAAGUGUCAAUGUUCAGAAAUGAGUCUGAUUCUGAGUUUAUUUCAGAUUUUUUAAAAACUGAUCCUUUAAUGGUGCAAUGAAUCUAUUAAUACUGCAUUUAAAGUUAUUUUGUGUAAAUCCAACUUGAAGUUUAAAUCAUAUGAUCUAACUGGUUGUCAUAUUCUCUGCUUCUUGUCUUUCUCCAAGUAGUUCCAUGCAUGAUGGGGAGUAAUGUCAGAUAAAAUGUUUUCCGUCACUGGCAGCAGGUUUAACAAAUAACCACCGGUGUGUUGAACUUGUGAAAGAGGCUUGUUGAAGUUUUGGAAGUUCCCCUCUGCUUGAUGUCAUCAGCAGCUCUGACACACUCAGUGUCCUGCAGUAUAGAAACCAGGGAAUCCAACUAGCAACAUCAAAUAGUCCUGUAAACUCAGCACUACACCAUCAUUCAAACACAUAGGUAUCACCAGACCCCUUUUACUGGGGCACAUGCCCAGCUUUGUCGACUUCUAAACCAGUUAACUGAUUGUGAGGCUGUUGGACUUGAAAUUAUACCAUAAACUAUUUUUAUAGUUACCUCUCACACUCACACAGCACACUGGUACACCAUGGAACCUAAAUCACAUCAAACUGAUGAAAUCAACUUCUUUGACUCUUUUUUGAAGAACACAAGUAAAAUACACCCAAGGACUUCAGUUCAUUUUGUGCAACUUAGUUCUGAGGAAAAAUUAAAAUCUUAACUUGCUUCCAGCAACCAGCAGCCACAGUGACAGAGUACUACCCACUUCUUUCUUUCAGCAGAUCAAUCAAAGAGCAGUUGGGAGAAGGAGUGAACUUGGAGCAGGGAAGUAAGUCUGAAAAAAACAGAAAAAACAUUGGUUCCAGGACUUUGUCUAGGAGCAGAGACAGGUAGCCUGAGCAGAGAAUUUGGACAUGGCAGGCAAAGAAGGAGGGGAAACCGUUUUAGCAUGGAAUGUGGUUUGGCCUGACAGAGGCCUUUGAUUAACAUGCUUGAGGUGUGAGUGAGAUGAGGGUGGGCAUGUAGCCCCGGUCAACAGCUUUUUAAAUUUUAAGUUAAUUCCACAAAUGUAGGGCAGAAAAGUAAACAAUUUAAUCUUGGGGAUGGAAUAGCGAAUGCAAUGAAGCUGUACAGGGUCAGGACAUUGAUUGAGGGGAAUGAGAGACCAUGUGAGGUAUGGAAAACUUUGAAGCAAUUCCGACCUGUCAUGUGAGAUGUGAGAGUUUGGGGAGUGACACUGCUCAGGAUGGCAUCUUGUGAAGCAGUGACUAAUGUCCCAACUGUGAGGUUAGUUUAAGAUGGUGGCUAAAAACAGUGGGACUGGAGUCAGUAGAGGGUCUGCGGUAAGUACCAAUUGUCUGAAUUUAGCAUUAUGUCCAGAUGAUGCAAUAGUCCUUUGUUGAUGAUAUCCACCACAGCGAUGUUGUCGGAGUAGAUGGUGAUUUCUUCUUAGACUGUUCAUGCCGCCAAAAGAUGGCUGUCACAAUGACUGGGUAUAUUGGUAGGAACUGGUGCUGCAGUUAGUUCCUUUUCUUUGCUUCGUCUAUUGUAAUGUGGUUGUGCGAGGAUGGUACGGAAGCAACUAAGAAAUUAAGGUGAGAAAAGACGAAUUGACCUUGAGGGAUGAUAUGGAUGGCGUAGUUGUGGUGACCUAGCAGCAAGAUUAGGUAACGCUUGAUGCAUCUAUGGAUUGUAAGAAAACUUGACAUGAUUAAGGAAAUCAGAUGGAUUUUCUCGGUAGGCCGGGAUGCUUGGAAUGAGAUAGAACUGACAGUGAUGCCAAGAAAUUGCAAAAAAGUGCUGGGACCUCCAUUUUCUAUGAGAGAGGAACUCGUAGUUCUUGAAACAUGGAAGUCAAAAAGUUAAGACCAUAUGAAGGGAGUGAAGUGAAGUGCCUUGAGAUGACUUUUGCUGUGAUUUGGCGCUAUAUAAAUAAAAAUUGAAUUAAAUUGUAGAUGAUGGCAUAGCAGUGAGAAAGUUACCCAUACUUCAAAGUAGCAAGUGCCCUGCCAGAGGAUGCUAAAAAAAAACCUGUAAUCGGGAGAAUGGGAAGGACUUUAAAGGCAAAUUCUGACUUGGACGACUCAGCUCUAGGCCCACGAGGUGGAUGAGAUAUGGCAUGGACAGUUGUUGUAUACUGUAUGGAGAAUUCUGAGCUAGGGAUGACACUACUGAUGCCUAGGAUGGCAGAGGUAAGCUGUCCAAGUUUGAGGUAAGCGUUUUCUUGUGAGUCUGAUGCAGGUCUUAUGAAAACAGAGUCACAGGGGAGAGAGACUAAUGAGGUGUGCUUAAAUGCUUCCAGUGCAGAAAUGGGAAGAGUUUUAACUCAUUUAACUCCAGUGAUUUUUGGUAAACGGUGUGUGAUUUUUCUCUCCACAUUUCACAGCAGUUUUUUUUUAACAUCUCAUUGCCUCAAACUAACACUGCAGUGGCAUUAGUUGAAGUGAAACAACUACUUAUUUGUGUAUUGAAGCCCAACAUUUGGUCUGUUGUGCUGUAUGUUUUGCAUGAGUAUGAUCACCUCCUCCUGUACUGGGUUUCAUCAGGACAGUGAACGUAUCAUCACUCAUUUGGUUUGACUUACACAGACUAUAUGUGUGUACUGUAAUGGUGUAUACUUGUUUUUCAGUCUCUGUCUGACUCUGCCUUUCACCAUCUGUGGGCUGAACACAUCAACCUGUAAUGAGCAUUUAUAAUUACACUCACCAUUUUAUAAAGUAACUGAAAAAUAAAGGACAAAUUAAUCAAUAAGAAAAUACUAUAAAUGUGACCCAGGAUUAAAGUGAAACUUGAUUUACCCUUCAACCCUGUCUCCUAGAAAUAAUCAUCCUAUACAACUAAACUAUAAGAGUAAAUGCAUUUUGUAAGAAAUGUGACCAUGAUUUGAUCAUGUCAUGAAGGUUUGUUGUUAAUUUGUGUGUUUUGUGCUUACUUGUUUGAACUACAUGAGAAAGAUCCUUCUCUGCUGGUGUUUGCUUUGACCAAACUUUAGCUGAAAAUGUUUACUAUGUCACUUGAUGCUGGGAGACUCAUCAGUUCUUUAUUUAUCAGAUCAUUAUUAUUAGCAGUUUCAGUAACAUUCUUUUCAAGUUAAUAUUUUGUAAAUAACAGGUUCCGUAACAUGCUUUUCUGAGAGAGCAUGCUGGCAGCCACAUGGCAUAAACUAUAAAGCAAAUGUUUCAUGUACAAAACUCAACCUGGAUUAAAAAGAAAAUGUUUCAGUCUUAUGAAAGCUGACAGAUUGUUGUCAGAAAGAAAUAUGUUACUGCAAAAACUGAUGAAAUGGGGAAUGUGAGAUUUUUUUUGUUACCAAUGGAUACAACCUGGAUAACCUUUUCGCCAGUAUCAUGUAAAAGUAGACAAAAAUUCUAAAUAUCAACAAAUCCAUAAAGUAGAAGUUAUAUGAUGUGUUUUCUUAAUAUAUAAAAAUUCACUGCUUGCAAAUCACCAAAAUUAGCCCAGGUCUAAUCGUGUAUGAUUGUCUAUGAAAGUAUUGAUACUAAUAUAUGUUUUUGUUGGUUUGAUAUACAGUGUUGGAGAUGGCUCAUGAAUAGUGUGUCUGUUAAUGAAUUCAUGUCUUUAUUUAUUUGGACCUGUUGUCUGACUUAAUUUCUGUCUGUUACUGUGUGCAUUUGUGGUUGUGACAAGUCAGAUCAAUAAAAUUAGUUCAUCAGUGCACUGA